Cephus cinctus (wheat stem sawfly) is the source of this 765-nucleotide messenger RNA. RefSeq lists its product as uncharacterized. Lineage: Eukaryota; Metazoa; Arthropoda; Insecta; Hymenoptera; Cephidae. The coding region runs from base 97 to 681 and encodes 194 amino acids. The transcript is spliced from 5 exons. The record is from RefSeq and is a predicted model, not a curated record.
AGUCUGAACUGUAUCCAACGGUGGUAAACAUCCGGGAUUUGUUUUAUAGUGAUUUUUACAUAAUUUUAUUGGCAUUUGUUACACGUUAAUUAAAUUAUGUAUAACAUUUCAAUAAUCCUGGCUCUUCUUAACGCUAUUUUGAUUUUUCAAUAUGUCGAAACGGCCGAAAAUUCGGAAAUUGCGAAGAUACUUCACAGACCGAUAAGAGCAUUGUCAUUUCCUGAUAACAGCAACAUGGGAUUAUUUUUAGCCUUGUCCAUACCGCUUAUCGAUCCUCUGUAUUCGGUAUCACUUUCCUAUUACUUCGAGGCGAAUUACCGUUUGCCGCCAAAUUCGACAUACUUCGAACCGUAUUAUUCUCCAUACGCUUCGCGAAAGAAACGCAGCAUAGACAGAACGACGAUUUAUCAAGCACUGGAAAAUAAAUACGAGAGUUCCGGAUUUCCGGGACGGGAAUGCCUCCUGAGGUCCAUAUGUGAAACUGCAGAAUCUCCCGUAAGACACAACGGUAUACUAGGCGACAUUAUGCACGUGUUGUUCACACCAUCAAGUUCAAUGAAGGAAGAUGACUUAUCCGAAGAUUUUUUCGAAGCUGAGUUCGUUGGCAGAAAUGGAAGCUGUUCAAAAUACCAACCCAUGUGUCCCGUGGGAUUGUUCGAUGUGAUUGGCACUUGGGUCUGAAAGGAUAUGACGUAAUGAGAACUACCUACUAAAAUACAAAUAUGCACAGCUAACGUGCUCUGAACGUUUGUGUAAAAUUUACGU